AUGACGUUGCAUAAUUUUCUGGAGAAGAUUAUUGGCAAGAUGCAGCAGCUGAAGAAACGUGGUAUGGGGGCGUUGCCAGUACUCUUCCUGGUUGUAAUCUAUGGACUGGCGUUGUUACCAGGGUUACCAAGUGUAACAGGGUACAGUUCUGGGGCUGCAGAUCAAGCCUGCCCUAACUUACAGCCAUGGCACGGAGGAACACGUCCAAGUACCUUACCAGCACCUUACGUCAUCAACCUCUCCAAAACUACUUACGCUCCCAGGGACCAAAUCACAGUGACUAUCCAAGCGUGUACCGGAUACAGUUUUAAGGGCUUCCUCAUACAGCCCCGACUCGUCCAGUUUUACGAGCAGGAUGUCAAAGUGGGCGUCUUCGGAAACUACCUCAACUCUCAAUUUAAAUAUGCAUGUCCCGACACCAGACUGGGAACCCGCGGUCAGGCACUGACCCACGUCGAGGCUUCAGACAAGACGGUUAUGAGAUUUGUUUGGCAAGCUCCACAGGUACCACAGGGUCACGUGGUGUUCCGGGCGACAAUCCUGCAGCAGUUCAAUACGUAUUGGAUGGCAGUUAGCUCGCCAGUGGUAUAUGACCAGUUCAGUAACGUCCGCUUGACUCAACAACAGAUACUGACCAUGACGACUCCAAUGUCAACCGCGUGUACCCAGACUGUCAACUCCACCACAUCCCCUCCGACCCCUACAACAACCACCACUACCACUCCAAAACCCACGACAACAACGCCGACAACCACUACCACUACAACGCCGACAACCACCACCACUACAACGCCGACAACCACCACCGCAACGACGACCACUACACCUAAGCCUACCACCACCACUACCACCACUACCACAACACCGACCACCACUACCACAACACCUACAACCACUACCACCCCGACCACAACAACUCCUACUACCACUACCACCCCGACCACAACAACUCCUACUACCACUACCACCACCACCACCGAGCCGACCACCACUACCAAACCAACAACUCAAAGGCCCGCUACAACUCCGAAAGUUCCAGAUCCAGGGACUUUGACGAUACCCCCGGACAUGCGCUGUAAUGUGACCAGGGGCUGCCAUCAUGACUGUAGGGGGCCCUACUGUUCCUUCAUCAUUGGCUGGGUGGACAAAGGCGAUUCCAUCGAUUUUGAAAUACAAACUGUUGUCAAGGAAAGAGGUGAUAAAUGGAUAGCCAUUGGGUUCUCCUACGAUCGAAAUAUGGGAUCCGACAGCGUGACGGAGUGUGUGACGACAUCCGGUUACGUCAGCGUGUUCCAGUCUUACAAUAAGGACACGCGCAUUAAUUCAAGACUAAGGAACCCUAAGCUUGGUAUAAGUAACGAAGGCGGUUCAAUUGUGGAAGGUAUCUUUACCUGUUACUUUACAAGACAGAAGGUUGUCACUGCGGACUCCUCGGUGUUUGACUUAAACAAGGACUGGCACCUCUUAUUCGCUCACGGAACGGCCAUGGCGGAUGCGUUCAGCGGUAGAGGAAUGAAGCUACCCCACAUCUACAACCCAGCGCCCUACUCCUCUGUCGCCCGCGUGGAUUUUCAGCGGUACCUCUUAUGGGUGACGACAACAACGACAACCACGACAACAACCACGCCCAUCCCAACCACCACAACUACUACUGUCGCCACUCCCACUACCACCACCACCACCACCACCACCACCACCACCACUACAGCUAGGCAUAGCACUUCCACGAUAUUCUUGCCAACCACCAGAGUCACUGAUGCAGUUACAUCACAACCACCUAUCACUAUAACGACUGAUCAGUUGACGGACGCCCCGACGUCACCUACCGUAACAGAGGGACAGUCUGGUGACUUAACAAAUGAUCUGGCGUGCGGUUUGACGAAAGGCUGUUACCAACAGUGUACUGGCGAUAUAUGCCACUUUAUUGUGUCCUGGAAGGAUAUGGGGGACGUUAUUGACUUCGAGUUGAAAUCUCGAGUAGCGGCAACAUCCGACAGAUGGAUUGCAGUCGGCUUCUCAAACGACGGAAAUAUGGGCACGGACAGUGUGGUCGAAUGCUUAAUGGACGGUGGUAUCCUGGAAGUCCAGCACUCGUACAAUCACGACGACAAAACAAACCACGUGUUGUCCGAGCCCGGGGUUGGCCUGAGUAACAUCGGGGGUCGUCUGGAAAACGGUCUGUUCACAUGUCGCUUCACUAGGGACAAGGUUGUACCGGGUCACUCCAAUAUCUUUGACCUCAACAAAGACUUCCACAUCAUAUUUGCCGAGGGACGAGUAGAAAACGGUGAAAAGAUCCGUCACAGCCUAUUGACCCUCCCGUCCGUGUCGGGAGAGAAGGUGGACUUACAGCAACAAAUCCUCAUUACCAGCGAGGCCUCCUACUUCCUCGUCAAAGUCCAUGGUUGUUUGAUGAUUUUUGCAUGGAUUUUCUGCGCCAGUAUCGGAAUCGUCACCGUCCGAUUCUACAAGAAGAUAUGGCCUGAUAGAACUAUCUGUAGAGAGCGUAUUUGGUAUCAGGUACACCGUUUCUGUAUGAUCCUGGUUGUUCUCUGUGUUUUGGUAGCCGUCGUGAUUAUUUUCGUGGACAUAAAAGGAUUCAGCAAGAUUGACGGGAAGACUUUUCACAAAGCACAUCCCGUCCUCGGGAUCCUUGUGACACUGUUUACAAUAGCAAAUCCAAUAGUAGCGGUGUGCAGACCGCUGCCUGGAACCGUGAAGAGAAAGAUAUUUAACUGGAUCCACUGGGGCCUUGGAUCCUCCGCGCACAUCCUCGCAAUAAUCAAUAUUUUUGCGGGAGUGGAGUUGAGUAAAUCCGGAGCCCCGUCCUACAUGAAGUAUGCAUUGCUAGGUUACGUGACUUACCUUAUUCUGAUAUAUCUGCUAUUGGAGCUUCACCAGUGCAUCGCCAACAAAUCAGAAAACAAGAGAAACCAGACAUAUCUAUAUGAAAUGCACAGAAAACCUUACAACAACAACAACAGAACAACGAACGUAGCCAUGGAUCUAGAACCACCGUACAGCAAAAUGAAGAAGGCCAUCAUGGGAUCGCACAUCCUUAUAACUUUUGCCGUCACUCUCGUUUUCGUCAUUAUCAUCAUCAUCAGCUGAGAAAACUGGCUUUAAACAUCUGUGAAAAGAAACAUUUGGAAACAACACGAGUCAGGUUACAUCGUCAUUUGUCGGUAGUCCGUGAUGGUUGUUUAGUGAUGUGGAUGUUUCCCUCAAUGGUGUCUACCACUGUCGGUAUCGUUGGAUGUGUGGAACACGAUCUCUGUACCGUACAGAAACAGAGUUUAAACUCAGUUGAUCCAAAGUGCUAAUAAUUAUAUCAACAAUAUGUCAAUUACUUCGAAAAGUCCAUUGUAUGUAAUACCUACGCAGUAAUUAGUAAUUACAUAGAUCAUGAUCAAUUGCUUAUGGAAUGACGACACUUGUUGAAUGCGUAAACUGAGUAAUUCAUAAGCUAUGUGUACAACCAACCUAGCUAAAUGCGCGUGUUACUUGAUAAUAUGACCAAAUAUAGUGUUGUCUUAAAAGCUGAUUAUGUGCGUUAACUGACGUCAAUACCAAGCGCAAAGCUACGGAGUGUUGCUCAACGACCAUUUGCGUACAGCAUUGCCCAAGACGGCACAACCAAAUACAGCAUUGCUCGGGCGCCUGUGAAAGUGUCGCUGCUUUUGGUGCUGACGUGUGACAGCGACACAUCUGUCUAGAAACAUUGUGAUUAAACAUCGUCUUUAACAGUAUCGCCUUCGAUUAGAUUUAAAAGGUUGCAGUGUACCACUUAUAAAGUUUCUGUACUUAAAUGUACUUAUAAAGAAUAUGUUUUUGUGUAACUAUGCUUUACACCUUGUUGGGGACAAGAUCACAUAUCUGAUAUAUGUACAAAUGUUGUUUUAUUAUACCGUUCAGUAACUUAUAUAAAUGGAAGUGUUUCGUAAUGUUAGUGUAUGAUAAUGUUAAGAAAUACCAUUUAAUAUUUACGGUAUAUUAAUGCUAUAGUACAAUAGUAUACAGUGAUAUAGCAUUGAAUAGUUCCGUAUAUAGUUGGUAUUGUGUGAUAUUGUAUAGUAACAAAACUGACAUUUUACUGUAUAUAGUGGUAAGAAGAUAUUUUACAGUAACAAAACUGAAAUGUGACUGUAUAUUGAUGUUAUAUGAUAUUGUAGAGAAACACAACUCAAAUGUUACUGUAUAUUGAUUUAAUUUGAUAUUGCAUAGUAACAAAACUGAAAUGUUACUGUACAUAUAUAUUGAUGUUAAAUGAUAUUUUACUGUAGCUUAACUGACAAGUUACCGUAUAAUGAUGUCAUAUAUUUAUGGUAUAUGAUAUGUUAACUGUUAUACAAUGUAACUGGAUAUUAACUUGACAGUCAAAACAAGUAACAGUAAAUAGGUCACUUAAUCUACAAGUAUGUGUAAGAACAUGUUAGGGAAACUAUUGAAAACGUGUGUCCAGUGUUUUUAAUUUAUUUCUGUUAUGGAAUGUGUUAUAUAUUAUUUGUUUGAAUCGAAUGUGAACUCGUGGAAGAUAAAAGAUAGGUAUGAAUGAUUUAAUUUUGUGUGAGUCUGACGUAAGGUGUGAAAAAUGUAAUCAGUCCAUGAAUGGUUUUGUUAUAAUUUAUUGAAAGUUGCUUUGCAUAUUAAAAUCUGCGA
Molecule: messenger RNA, 4659 nt
Organism: Mizuhopecten yessoensis (Yesso scallop)
Lineage: Eukaryota; Metazoa; Mollusca; Bivalvia; Pectinida; Pectinidae
Exons: 21
Coding region: 1-3111 (1036 amino acids)
Molecular function (GO): oxidoreductase activity, acting on metal ions
Source: RefSeq, a predicted model, not a curated record